UCUCCUUCUCCUUUCUCUCUUCUCUCUCGUUCAACGGGCAAAGUUUUUUUCGAAUAUAAGUUUUGGUUUGUUUUUUAACGUUCCCUUCUUCUUCUUCCUCGCGAAUUCGCUUAUCUGGCGAUCACGAUGAGCUCAAGUUCGAAUCCACCGGUUUGUUCACCGGAAAAGGAGGAAAGAAGUGAAAUGAAAAUUGAGAUUCAAUGUAUGGAGAAUAAGCAACCAUUAGCUGCUUCUUGCUCUUCUGCAUCCGAAGGUAGUGGCUGUUUCUUCCUCAAGUCACCUGAAAUCGCAACUCCUGCCACAGUAUCUUCAUUUCCUCGGAGGACUAGUGGACCUAUGAGACGAGCAAAAGGUGGUUGGACUCCAGAGGAGGAUGAGACACUUAGACGAGCAGUUGAAAAGUAUAAGGGGAAGAGGUGGAAGAAAAUAGCGGAAUUUUUCCCAGAGAGAACAGAAGUCCAAUGCUUGCACAGGUGGCAGAAAGUUCUUAAUCCAGAGCUUGUUAAAGGACCUUGGACUCAAGAGGAGGAUGAUAAAAUCGUUGAACUUGUAAAAAAAUAUGGACCUGCCAAAUGGUCUGUCAUCGCCAAGUCCUUACCAGGUCGUAUUGGGAAACAAUGUCGAGAAAGGUGGCACAACCAUUUAAAUCCUGGUAUUAGAAAGGAUGCUUGGACCGUAGAAGAAGAAUCAGCUCUCAUGAAUUCUCAUCGAAUGUACGGAAACAAAUGGGCGGAAAUUGCUAAGGUUUUACCAGGAAGGACUGAUAACGCCAUAAAGAACCAUUGGAAUAGUUCACUGAAGAAAAAAUUAGAGUUCUACUUAGCAACUGGUAACUUGCCACCGCCAGCAAGCAAAUUCAUCGUUCUGAAAGAUAUUGCUGAUGGAGACAGAGAUUCCAAGCAGUCUAGUGCAACUAAACCUUUCAAGGAUUCUGAUUCGCUUACCCAAACCUCUUCAGGAAAUACAGAUUCAAAUGAAGUUGGAAGAGACCAUUUUGACUCUUCUUCCGCUCUGCUUGAAGAAGUAGCUGCUUCACGAAGAAUCGGUGUCAAUGAGUAUGCUUGCUCUCCUGUUGAGUACAAGCCUCAGUUGCCUAAUCUGGAACCAAUUUCAGAGGAAGUCAGAAUCAACUCAAAAGCUUAUUUUGAGAGAUCAAUCCAGAGGAAAGUAGAAAACGGGUUUGGAACUCCAAAGCAUGGGAAUUUAUACUAUAAGUCUCCACUUGACUAUUACUUUCCAUCAGAAGCGGAUCUGCAACAUAUGUACGGAUAUGAAUGUGGUUGCAGUCCCGGUGCUGCAUCACCAGUCAGCUUAAUGACUACACCCUGUAAUAAAGACAGUGGUUUAACUGCAACGAGAAGUCCUGAAUCUUUCUUGAGAGAAGCUGCUAGGACUUUUCCAAACACACCUUCUAUUUUUAGGAAAAGGCGAAAGGUUGUUUUGGCAGCGAAAACAGAUGCUGUUGUUGUUGUUAAUGGUGUAGUUAAGGAAGUUGAUCGAAAAGAAGAAAGUAAAGAUAUGAGAAAAAGUUUGUUGCUGGAGACAACUGAUAAUUGCAGUGAUGAUGAAGAACUCGGGUUAAAUGGAAAUGCUUUCAAUUUGUCUCCACCAUAUCGGUUAAGAGCUAAAAGAACAGCUGUAAUCAAAUCAAGACAGCUUGAGUUUACAUCUGAAAAGGAGAAGCAGCCAGAUAAUGAGAUUGAGUUUACAUCUGCAAAAGAGAAGCAGCCUGAUAAUGAAAUUAAAACGUCUGAGGAAGACAAGCCUGUGUAGAACCCUUCUUCCCUUAGAAAACUAGAUCGUGUGAAGAAACCAGUAUGGUUCCAGAAGAAUUGAAGCUUUGCUGGGAAGAGAACCGUGAAGAAAAACAAUUCUCAUUCUCUUCCUCACAGCCUUGAGCUAUGAAUCUACGGCUUUGGUCUAACACCCGAACUAAAAUGAAAUAGGUAGGUAGGUACACUCACAAGUAGUUUAAUUUCAUCGUUCACAUACAUGGUGUCCUGUUUACGUUUAAAAUGAUAAUUGUGCAGAAACUAGUUUUAAAGGAUUAGAAUUUUGGUUAAUUCUUUUUUAUUUUUAGGGCUUUUGAGUAUAUGAUGUUACAUAGUUGACGAAGACACUGAAAAUUCUUCCAUUUUCGGACAUCGAAGUGAUAUCAGAACACAACACAUUCGUUUUGAUACUAUCCUUUCUCUGGAUCAAUCUGUACAUAUAUCAAAAAUUUUACAAAUAAACCUUCUCAAAAUCAACACUUUUUUUUUAAUCAUUGGGAUGUUUAUCGACCAUUUUCAGGUAGUAAGCCUGAAUAAAAUAAAAGAAACAAUGCAAAUCUGCGCACAGAGA
Molecule: messenger RNA, 2343 nt
Organism: Arabidopsis thaliana (thale cress)
Lineage: Eukaryota; Viridiplantae; Streptophyta; Magnoliopsida; Brassicales; Brassicaceae
Gene: MYB3R-5
Product: myb domain protein 3r-5
Exons: 9
Coding region: 127-1773 (548 amino acids)
Biological process (GO): regulation of DNA-templated transcription; regulation of transcription by RNA polymerase II
Cellular component (GO): nucleus
Source: RefSeq, marked reviewed